This is a messenger RNA of Cajanus cajan (pigeon pea), 1987 nucleotides long. NCBI's taxonomy places the organism in Eukaryota, Viridiplantae, Streptophyta, Magnoliopsida, Fabales, Fabaceae. The record is from RefSeq and is a predicted model, not a curated record.
UUCCCUUGGAAAUCAAAUUAGAUGAAGGGCUGAAUUUCACAGUUCACAUAGAACCCUCAAUCAUCGACCAAUCACACAUCACAUUCUUUCUCACACCAAAUCAGAUAUUCUCAAUCCCAACUUCCCAACUCUCUGCUCCCAAACCCCGGAAGCAAGAGUUCCACAUAUAUAAGACAAGACACACACACACAACUGCAUCCAAAGCCAAACACAAACAACACAACCCCAUCCUCUCUUCUCUCUCUCACCUCCCGAGAGAGAGAAAGCACGUGCAUAAUAACAUCAUAACAACAUAGCAAUGCCAAUGGCGAAGGAGAGGGAGAAGAAGCUCUUCCUCAUUGGGUCCCUAGGAAACUACGCGGCGGAACUGAAGCUUCUUCUGACCACACUCCUCCUCCUCUGCGGCGUCGCCACCCUCCUCCAGUUCCUCCCUUCACGCUUCACAAUCUCAUCCUCCGAUCUCCGCUUCUGCAUCUCAAGGGUAUCCCACCAACCCCCACCACCACCACCGACGGCAUUACUCUCCACACCCCCUCCACCACUUUCCACACCCCUCUCCUCCAACGGCACCACCAUCAUCAAGCGCUUCUUCAACCCCUACGGCUCCGCGGCCUACAACUUCAUCACCAUGGGCGCCUACCGCGGCGGCCUCAACACGUUCGCCAUCGUGGGCCUAGCGUCCAAGCCCAUCCACGUCUACGCGAAGCCCACCUACGAGUGCGAGUGGGCCCCACUCCCCCCCAACCAAAACUCAACCUCCACAACCGGUUACAAAAUCCUCCCCGACUGGGGCUACGGCCACGUCUACACCGUCGUGGUCGUCAACUGCACGUUCAACCACACCACCCUCAACGCCGACAACGCCGGCGGCAGGCUCAUCCUCCGCGCCUCCACCUCCGGCGGCGGCGACGCCAGCCUCAACACCACCGACACGAUCGAGGUCCUCCACGAAAAACCGGGAACCUUAAACGCCUCGUUGUUCGUGUCGGAACCCAAGUACGAUUACCUGUACUGCGGGUCGUCGCUGUUCGGGGACCUGAACCCGCAGCGCGUGAGGGAGUGGAUAGCGUACCACGUGCGGUUCUUCGGGGUUAAGUCGCACUUCGUGAUACACGACGCGGGUGGGGUCCACGCGGAGGUUCUGGAGGUGCUGAGGCCGUGGAUGGAGCUGGGGUACGUGACGCUGCAGGACAUUAGGGAGCAGGAGAGGUUCGAUGGGUACUACCACAACCAGUUCAUGGUGGUCAAUGAUUGUCUUCAUAGGUACAAGUUCAUGGCCAAGUGGAUGUUCUUCUUUGACGUCGAUGAGUACAUCUAUGUUCCGCCCAAGAGCACCAUCAAGUCUGUGCUCCACUCGCUCUCUCAUUACUCUCAGUUCACCAUUGAACAGAUGCCCAUGAGCAGCAUCAUGUGCCUCCAAGAGGAUUACGGUAAAACUCACAGGAAAUGGGGUUUUGAAAAGCUUGUAUUCAGAGAUAAUAUUAGAGGCAUUCGUAGAGAUCGAAAAUAUGCUGUGCAACCACGGAACCUGUAUGCAACAGGGGUGCACAUGUCACAGGAUCUAGCAGGAAACACAACUCACAAAACUGAAGGUAGGAUCAUGUACUUCCACUAUCAUGGAUCCAUAGCAGAAAGGAACGAAUCAUGUAAAAUACUUGUAAACUCAACGGAAAUCACUCAUGACAAAAUUCCUUAUGUGUUGGACACCACAUUGAGGGACAUUGCUGGGGUAAUCAAGAAAUUUGAGCUCAAGAUGAUUGGAUCAAGGUUGCAGAAGACAAGGCAAUGACAUUCAUCAAAAUAUUACUUCCCUUUUCUCUUGAUGGGGCUUUCCUAAACAGAAAUAUAUUAUAAUUUAACUUGUGGUGGAAGGAUACAAAAAUCACUGAGAGCUUUUUUCCUUUUUUAAUUUCUGUAUUAUAUGUUUUUUUUUUUUUAAUUAUUUGGUACAGAUACAGUUGGGUAUAUGAUCUUGUUUCAUAUUUAA